AUGAGGUCGCUUCAUUAUCUCGUGAUUUUGGCUGUUUCGUUCUUCUUCAGUAGUACCGAUGGAAAUCCGUCGACCCUUGCUCCUCGAGCUACUUGUACCGUCCAACCCAGUUUGAACGGUACGGAUGAUGCGCCUGCUAUUCUAUCUGCAUUCAAAACAUGCGGCAAGGAUGGAACUGUCGUCUUUCUCAAUCAUACAUAUACCAUCAACAGUAUCAUGAACACCACGGGACUCUCGAAUUGCAACAUAGAUAUCUAUGGAACAUUAUUGUGGUCCACAAAUAUAACCUACUGGCUCAACCACUCCAUGGCCUUCGGCUAUCAAAACCAAACUUCAGCAUGGUGGCUCGGCGGCGAUAACAUCAACGUGAACGGAUAUGGAUACGGGACUUUGGAUGGCAAUGGGCAAGCUUGGUAUGAUUUUGUCAAGGGAAUUUCGAACUAUCCGAACAGACCUCACGCGCUUACGAUAUGGAAUGCGACAAAUUCGGUAUUCAAAGGGUUACGAUUUGUGCAGAGUCAGAUGUGGACCAUGACAAUCUUCAAGUCCUCCUCGGUUCUCCUCCAAGAUAUCUACGUGAACAGUACUUCCUCUUCCGGUAACCCCUCGCGCAAUACAGACGGUGCAGAUACGAUCUACAGUGACGAUAUCCACUUUGAUCGCUGGACAGUUGUUAAUGGCGAUGAUAGCAUAUCUAUGAAAGCUAACAGUACCAACAUAUUAAUCACGAACUCCACAUUCUACAACGGGUUGGGAGUGGCAAUAGGCAGUAUUGGACAGUAUAAAGGGGUAUACGAGAGUAUUGAAAAUGUAACGGCGACGGGAAUUGUAUUUUAUAAGACGUUGCAUGGAGGAUAUGUGAAAACGUGGACUGGGGAGCAAGUGGGAUAUCCACCCAAUGGUGGAGGUGGGGGGCUGGGAUUUGCGAAAAACAUAACGUUUGAAAAUUUCUCUUUCAAUUCCCUGAGGGGACCACCGUUUGCUAUUUCACAAUGUACAACAUUCUCUGGCACUGUAGGGAAUUGUUCUUCGUCAGCGUUUCAAAUAAGCGAUCUGAAUAUGUACAACAUAUCCGGCAGUAUGACGAAUCCUGUAACCAGCUUCCAAUGUAGCGCUGUCGCCCCUUGCACAGACAUCACCAUGGAAAACAUCGACGUCGUGGAUGCAAAUCAGACGGCCGGUGUAGGGUAUAAAUGUACAAAUGUGGUUGGGACGUCAGGGUUUACUUGUACGGGUCGUGCUUAA
Botrytis fragariae is the source of this 1245-nucleotide messenger RNA. RefSeq names its product putative exo-rhamnogalacturonase b protein. Gene Ontology annotation, biological process: carbohydrate metabolic process. Gene Ontology annotation, molecular function: polygalacturonase activity. Lineage: Eukaryota; Fungi; Ascomycota; Leotiomycetes; Helotiales; Sclerotiniaceae. The record is from RefSeq and is a predicted model, not a curated record. The transcript is spliced from 5 exons. The coding region runs from base 1 to 1245 and encodes 414 amino acids.